This is a messenger RNA of Hirsutella rhossiliensis, 1206 nucleotides long. Its product is annotated as alpha/beta hydrolase fold domain-containing protein. The transcript has a single exon. Lineage: Eukaryota; Fungi; Ascomycota; Sordariomycetes; Hypocreales; Ophiocordycipitaceae. Bases 1 to 1206 code for a protein of 401 amino acids. The record is from RefSeq and is a predicted model, not a curated record. Gene Ontology annotation, molecular function: hydrolase activity.
AUGGGCGAGUUGAAACGGGCCAUAUCCUCCAGCACGUCGCUAAGCGUCGCCGCCAGCAUCGCUUCCAACACGGCCUUGAGCGUUGCCACGCCUUGCCUGGCAAAUCCCGUCGAACCCGACUAUGUGAACCCCCUCGAAUCCAGUGCGCGAUGGUACCUCACCGCCCGCGCCUCGGCUGUCCGCUACGCCGCAAGCCUCGGCUUCGGCCUUGCCAACCGCUCCGAGCCCGCCGCCCCCUCUCCGUCGCGUGAUGUCUGGCUCGAUUCGACUCUGUCUCAGUGGAAGGGACGCCAGAAAAUCAAGGUUGAGGUGUGGGUGCCGCCCCGGAUAGCUGUCGGAUCCCGGUCCGCCGUCAUCAAUCUCCACGGCGGCGGCUGGAUCCUCGGCCAGGGCACCGACGAUGCCCGCUGGGCCGGGGCCCUCAUGAGCGCCCUCGAUGCCGUUGUCUUCACCGUCAACUAUCGCCUGGCCCCAGGCUAUCCCUUCCCCGUGCCCCUCGAGGACUGCAUCGAUGCACUCAUGCAGAUUGUCGCUCGCGGGGCCGAAUUUGGCAUCGACCCGAGCCGCGUCUUCUUGUCGGGCUUCUCCGCCGGCGCCACCAUUGCCCUCGGCAGCUGGGUCAUUCUGCAAGACCCAUCCCGUUGGCACUACGAACUGACGGCCGCUCUUCCCGAGAUAGCCGGCAUCAUUCUUUUCUACCCCACGCUUGAUAUUACCAUUUCGCGUCCCGAGAAACGCCAGGCAUGCGCCCGGCCCGAGCUCACGCUGUCCCCCGGCAUGACGGAUUUGAUCGACGCCUCAUAUGUCUAUCCGCCCAUCCCCCGCGACCAGCGGACGGACCCGAGGCUGUCUCCCGGCCUCAUGUCCGAUGAACUCGUAAAAAAGCUGCCCCCUAUGCACCUCUGCCUGUGCGAGUAUGACAUGCUCCUCGCCGAGGGCGUCCGUUUCGCACAGCGGCUGCAGUGCCAUGACAAGUCCUUUUCAAUCCGCAUCGUGGAUGGUGAAGCACACGCUUGGGAUAAACCCCCUCCUAUGGCCCCGAAAGAGAGCGUCAAUGUUGAGUACGGCGAGGCGACUCAGGCCAUGGCACGCUGGCUCGGUCGAGACUGCGAGACGGAUAGAGAGUCGUCGAGUUCAAAGCGGGCCAGGAGAAUGCACAUGCGCCGCCCAAGAUACCUGUCUUUCAGGUCGAGAAGCUCGAGGUAG